CCUAAUCCCGAAGAACUUUCUCUUGAUAUAGAUUGUGAAGGCUUUCAGGAAGAGCGCACAAAGGGAAAAUUAGCAAUUGCCAAAAAAAAUAGACUGGAUACAUUGAAUACUCGAAAAGAGGCUUAUGAGAA
Molecule: messenger RNA, 131 nt
Organism: Racocetra persica
Lineage: Eukaryota; Fungi; Glomeromycota; Glomeromycetes; Diversisporales; Gigasporaceae
Source: the annotation of a GenBank genome assembly